Molecule: messenger RNA, 1932 nt
Organism: Drosophila hydei
Lineage: Eukaryota; Metazoa; Arthropoda; Insecta; Diptera; Drosophilidae
Gene: CCT3
Product: T-complex protein 1 subunit gamma
Exons: 4
Coding region: 103-1737 (544 amino acids)
Biological process (GO): protein folding
Cellular component (GO): chaperonin-containing T-complex
Molecular function (GO): ATP-dependent protein folding chaperone; ATP binding; ATP hydrolysis activity
Source: RefSeq, a predicted model, not a curated record
AAAUAAAUGUCACUCAUUCUCUUUCAAACAGCGGCAACAGCAAAACGCGAGGCACGAGUUCUAUUAUUUUCCCUUUGAAAUUAAUUAAAAAUAUCAAUAAUCAUGUUUGGUGGACAGCAACCAAUACUCGUGUUGAGUCAAAACACAAAAAGAGAAUCGGGCCGCAAAGUGCAGUUGGAGAAUAUUCAAGCCGGAAAGGCUAUUGCUGAUGUGAUACGCACAUGCUUGGGUCCCCAGGCCAUGCUUAAAAUGCUUAUGGAUCCAAUGGGCGGAAUCGUGAUGACCAACGAUGGCAAUGCAAUAUUGCGUGAAAUUACUGUGCAGCAUCCUGCGGCCAAGAGCAUGAUUGAGAUUGCUCGCACACAGGAUGAGGAGGUUGGUGAUGGUACCACCUCUGUAAUUGUCCUGGCUGGGGAGAUGCUAGCCGCUGCCGAACCAUUCCUGCAACAGCAAAUCCACCCAACAGUGAUAAUUCGUGCCUAUCGGGAAGCGCUCGAAGACAUUGUUAAUCAUUUGCAGUCUGAUUUGAGUGUCCAGUUGGAUGUCAAGGAUAAAGCUAAAAUGGCUGAUGUCGUUAAGGCCUGCGUUGGCACCAAAUUCAUAGGCAAGUGGUCUGAUAUGGCUGUUAAGAUUGCUUUGGAUGCUGUUGAGACUGUUACGUUGAAUGAGAAUGGACGAUUGGAGGUGGACAUUAAGCGCUAUGCAAAGGUGGAGAAGAUUCCCGGUGGUGCUAUCGAAGACUCCUGUGUGCUGAGGGGUGUUAUGCUCAACAAGGACGUGACCCAUCCCAAAAUGCGUCGCUACAUAGAGAAUCCACGCAUUGUGCUGUUGGAUUGCUCACUGGAAUACAAAAAGGGCGAGAGCCAGACAAACGUUGAAAUCAUUGGCGAACAGGACUUUACGCGCAUGCUGCAAAUAGAAGAAGAGUUUGUACAGCGCGUCUGUGCUGAUAUAAUUGCCGUCAAACCGGAUCUGGUGUUUACCGAAAAGGGUGUAUCUGAUCUGGCGCAGCAUUAUUUACUAAAGGCGGGCAUUACUGCUAUUCGUCGUCUACGCAAAACGGACAACUUGCGUAUUGCUCGCGCCUGCGGUGCUACCAUUGUAAACCGAACUGAGGAGCUGACGGAGAAGGAUGUCGGCACUGGUGCCGGACUAUUUGAGAUCAAGAAAAUUGGUGACGAGUAUUUCACGUUUGUCACACAAUGCAAGGAACCCAAGGCCUGCACCAUAUUGCUGCGAGGCGCCAGCAAGGACAUACUCAAUGAAACUGAGCGUAAUCUGCAGGAUGCUCUGCACGUGGCACGCAAUCUUGUCCUUGAGCCACGUCUUGUAGCUGGCGGUGGUGCUGUCGAAAUGGCAGCCUCCCAGCUGCUAACACGUAAGCAAGUAAAAGGACCCUACACUGCCGUAGCGCAUGCUUUAGAAAUUAUACCACGCACACUUGCCCAGAAUUGCGGCGCCAAUACUAUUCGCGCGUUGACCGCCCUGCGUGCCAAGCACGCCUCCCACACUGGCGCUGGAGUCUGUGCUUGGGGCAUUGAUGGCGAAUCUGGUGAAAUUGUUGACAUGAAUGAGAAAAACAUUUGGGAGCCACUUGCCGUCAAGUUGCAGACCUACAAAACUGCAGUGGAGACUGCUAUUCUUCUGCUGCGUAUCGAUGAUAUUGUAUCUGGAUCAAAGAAGCGUGGCGGCAACGAACCAACUAAUCCGGCAGCCAUGGCUCAGGGUCAUGAGUAGGCAAAGAACAACCAAUACAUGUGUAUUAAUAAUUCUUAAUAUUUUAAUACUUAAUUUAACACAAACAAAAUCAACACACACACACUACACAAAUGUCUAACAUUUCGCCAGCUCCUUCACAUACAAAAUUAUUGUUGCAUUUUCUCUCAUUAACAGUACACAAAUAAAUACGAUAAAACAAAAAUAAUUCAGAAA